Poecilia reticulata (guppy) is the source of this 3458-nucleotide messenger RNA. NCBI's taxonomy places the organism in Eukaryota, Metazoa, Chordata, Actinopteri, Cyprinodontiformes, Poeciliidae. The record is from RefSeq and is a predicted model, not a curated record.
UACAAGAACUAUUAUUAUUGUCAUAGAGACAGGGUGCGCCCCCUUAUUUCUCCAGAAAGCAGAACUGUCCACCGAGUAGGCGGGGUUUAUAGCCAUUUUGUAUUUAAAGCAACUCAGUUAUCAACAGUUGAAAGCGGUGUCCACACACUCAAGUAUAUCACUGAUAUGAAAGCAAUGCGAUAGUAUUUUUUUAUUUUUAGUUUUUGCAUACAUAAAAUUAUCGUCUAAAACAAUGAAUACGUUCCAUGAUUAACAUGGCAGUCAGUGAUUAUGACUUACGGAACUCAAAUCCCUCUAACAAGUUGGUCUCGACGUUAUAUCUCCGGCAAAAACUCGUUUUCCUCAGGAAAACUCCUCUUUCAUAAUUUGGUCAUCACUUAUUCGUAGGUCGUCCGGCGGCUGACUGUUAUGAAACGCACCCAGACGAACGUAACUCUCGUCUUCUUAUUGGUUAACCCGGCUGCUUACACGUGUGUCACUCUUUCAAAGUAACCAAUCCGAAAACGGGAACCAGUUUAAUAUCAACGGAAAACUGUAAGUGUUUGCGUUUUUGUUAAUAUUUCUCUACACUUUUUCGCAAUAGGCGUAAUGCUGAGGAUUAAAUAUCCAUGGACGGGAACGCGCCUGCGUGCCCACGCCCUUUAUUACAGGUGCGUUUGAUGACCUCAUCCCCCAGGAGGAAGGACAGACUUCAGCAAACGGAUACUAUGAGUAAUUCGACAGAGAUAGGAGCCGAAAUUGAGGAUUUUUUAAAAACGGUGGGUGAGGUAAGAAACCUCAUUGAAAAAAUUUCCAGCCAAACAGAAGACAUGGAAAAAAGACACUGCAGCAUCCUUUCCUCUUCGGACAGUGGCAAAGGAAGUAAAGAUGAACUGGAGCUGAUAAACAACGAGACCAGACACAACGCCAACUUGGUCCGAACCAAGUUAAAAUUAAUGCAGAAGAACUGUCUAUCAGAAGACAACAGAACUAAUAACUCUGUAAUCAAUCGAAUUCAGAGGAAUCAGCACUCACACCUGACUCAUUGGUUUUCUGAAGUCAUGAAGAGUUACCAUAACAUCCAGAUUUCCUUCAGAGAGAAAUGCAAGGCCCAAAUUCAGAGACAGCUCGAGAUUGUGGAUAAAGUCACAACGGAUGACGAGCUGGAGGAUAUGCUGCAACGUGAUAAUCUUGCCAUUUUCAUAUCGAAUAUCCACUCUGAUGCCCAAUUUUCAAAUCGUGCUCUCUCUGAGAUUGAAAGACGUCAUCAGGACAUCAUCAGCCUUGAGUACAGCAUUAAAGAACUACAUGAGAUAUUUACAGACACAGCCAUGCUGUUGGAAAUUCAGGGGGAGUUAAUAAACAAUAUAGAAAAAAACGUCACCAGUGCCGGAGAAUGUAUACAUGCAUCAAAAGAAGAAACGCAUAAAGCACUCGGAUACAAGAAGAAUCGUUAUAAGGUUGUAUCUCUCCCAAGCUUCUUCCAAUCCUUUAGGAGACAAGCCAGUACUGAAGCUGAUGAUUAAAACUCUACUGAAGACUGCAUCAAGCCUUCCUGAUGCACAUCAAACCUGUCAGAGCCUUGGAGAAUUACUUUUAUCCACCGUUUCCCCAUGUAAAGCUCUUUGACGUUUGGUUGUUUUUUUUUUUUUUUUUGUAGAAAUGUAGUUUUUUAUCCAGAGUGGAGAAUUCAAAGUUAUAUAAAAAUAACUUGUCACUUUAAAUGCUUAAAAAAAUCUUUCUUUGUCAAGAAUAUGAUUUCAGAUAUGGUCCAUUUCAUUACAAUACUUUUAUCUGUUCAACCACCCAUAGAUUGUGUUCUUCAUUCAGUUACUCACUCAGUCACUAGGUGGCACUGCAACAACAUUUAAAUAUCAGGCUGUACCUUGUCUAAGGUUUCUUCUAAUGAUUUGUUUUUGUUUUUUGUCAAAUAAGUUUCAAACUAUAUUAAGCAAAUAAUAAAUAAUAAAUAAAAUAAUAUGGAUGCUGAAGAAAGAUCUAGUAAUUUGAUGAUAAUUGCAAUAAAGCUCUAAAGUUGAUUUAGGAAGGGUAGCCUUAGUGUUCAAAAUGUUGUCUUGUAAAAAUGUCAACUUGUGCUCAUAAUGAAUGCUGUGAAACAGAAGAUUUUAAACUUUGUGGUCUCCUGCUGUGAUCAGUUAAAGUGGUUUAAAUAUAAUGUAAGAAAUCUGCACAGUAUAAAUAUAGCUGUAGCAGUUGCAGUCAACUUGUAAAUUAGAAAUGUAGUGAUCAGAGUUUUACUGGCUUAUGUAUUGUUUUGGCUUUUUGUAGGUCUGAUCUGCUGAUUGUAAAAUCUUUUGUUUUUUAAAUUAACAAUGACAUGUAAAUAAACUGCUUGAAAGUACAAGAAACCAAAGCUGGUAUAAUCAACAAAACGGGUAAAUAUUUGGCUUAAUAAAAUGAUGACAAUGGAAGCAAAUAGAACAAAAGUGAUUAGAUUAAAUAUUUCUGAUCUAUAAAAAGUCAUGCAAAUGUAUAUUUUGGGAUCUGAUGUAAUACUAGAUACUGAUGUAGCCGAUUUACCUACUUAAUAUACCCAUUAGGCUUAUCUUCAAGUUCAUGUUAUUUAUCCAUAUUGCUACUUCAGUUUUUUUUUUUUUUAAUGCAGAGACUGGAAAGGUAAUCUUCACUAAUGAUGUAUUUAAUAAACAAGAAAAAACAUCUGAUUUUCCAGUGUGGGCCUUCCAGUUUCUAAUCACAGGCUGCUCAGUUGGUAAAUUACCUAGUAACUGGAUGGCAUCAAAAAAGUGUCUCCAAACAGUGUAUGCAUCGUGUACAUGGAGUCACUUCAGUAAACACACUUUGAUAUUGUGACUUUUGUGAAAGUGCAGUCUCGGAUAGCAUUGGAUUUAAUUUGAUGCUCCACUGAGAAUAAAGUGGGACUAGUGUGGCUGUAAAUGCAUCUUUUUAUGGUUGAAAGUAUUCUACUCAUGCCUUAAGGUAAAUGAACUGUUAACGCUCUAACACUUCUAAUAGCGCACAUUAAGUACCACUUGGUCUUUAAUGCUUAUUAACAAAUAUAAAACGUGAGAAUUUACAUCAAGGCUUCACUUGACUUUUAUCCUCACUACUGAUUUUUAUUUGUGAUGUUGUAGGACAAUCGUAUUAGGCAUAGAAUACUUAUAGGUUAAUAAUUAAAUGACAUUUGUGUAAUUUGUGAUGCCGUAUCUAUGCUUAAUGAAUUAUUUCCCACAUGAUCCAUAUGUCUUAAAAGCUAUUGACUGGCUGUUACUUGUGUGAUUUGUAGUUACUUAAAACCAUUUUAUCGCAUUCUUCUCUUUGAUCUGAUUAGAGUUGAAAACAAACAAGCCUGCAUUGUGGGAAUACUGCCAGGAUGAACCCAUUGACUUCUCUCAGACUGCAUUUCACAUCCAACCCCUCCCCCCAUCCGCUUGUGCUACCUCAGGAUAAAAUUUCACAGCACCUUUGUGCUUUGCUGAAACCACUGAUUUCCAAAUUGC